GCCAACCAUGUGACAAGCAAUUGUCGUGUUUCGAGAACAGGUUAGAGAAAGCAUAACUUCUUACGUUAUUUGUGGUUGAUAUAGUUUUAGGUUUAACUUAGAUUAUUUAGAAUAAAGAAAACUUUAGUUAUACUGCUUUUUGGCCUUUAAGAGGUAAGUAACUGAAGUAAAUAAAAUGUCGUACAAAGGAGGAGUACAGAAAAUACAGAAAGUCAUGGUGCAACCCAUUAACUUGAUUUUCAGGUACCUUCAAAAUAGAGCAAGAAUUCAAAUAUGGCUCUAUGAAAAUGUAAACCUCAGAAUAGAAGGACAUAUUAUUGGGUUUGAUGAGUAUAUGAAUCUUGUAUUGGAUGAAGCAGAAGAAAUCCACAUUAAAACAAAGCAAAGGAAACAAGUUGGUAAGAAAAGUGGCCUAGUCUCUUUCACUAGAAUGGAGAGAUGUAUUUUGCCACAAUUUUUCUUAUGCAUCUUCUUAUAUGUAGAAUAUCUUUGUUAGUUUUGCUUUGAUUUG
This is a messenger RNA of Limulus polyphemus (Atlantic horseshoe crab), 511 nucleotides long. Its product is annotated as small nuclear ribonucleoprotein E-like. NCBI's taxonomy places the organism in Eukaryota, Metazoa, Arthropoda, Merostomata, Xiphosura, Limulidae. Bases 176 to 496 code for a protein of 106 amino acids. The transcript is spliced from 4 exons. The record is from RefSeq and is a predicted model, not a curated record. Gene Ontology annotation, cellular component: U4/U6 x U5 tri-snRNP complex; U1 snRNP; U4 snRNP. Gene Ontology annotation, biological process: spliceosomal snRNP assembly; mRNA splicing, via spliceosome.